AUGGAUCUUGGUGAAACAAAUAAGGGUAAUGCCUUCUCAGUCACCGUCGAAAGCUACUCAAAAUUUUUGGAUGUCCAGUGUCUGAAACCUGCAUCUGCUCAUUCUGUUGUUGAGUACUUACAACAACUUCUUCGGCAUUUGGGCCCUCCAGAAAUCACUGUGACGGAUAAUGGUCGCCAGCUUGUCUCAACAGAGUUUGCGUCUCUCUGUGACAAAAUUGUUCAUCUUCGAUGUGCGCCUCGUAUGCCGCAAAGCAAUGGUCAAGCUGAAAAGAUGGCUCAUCUGAUAAAAACUUCUACCGAACAAGACGCGCUUUCUUUGGAUCGUGCGGUGAUGGCGUAUAACUACAUUUCCAACAGUACUGAUGAUGGAAAAACUCUAAGCGAAUUGUUUUUUGAAAGGAAAACGAAGACUCUCUUCGACGUCUACUAA
Molecule: messenger RNA, 432 nt
Organism: Gongylonema pulchrum
Lineage: Eukaryota; Metazoa; Nematoda; Chromadorea; Rhabditida; Gongylonematidae
Source: the annotation of a GenBank genome assembly